AAGGAGCUCGUAUAAGCUGCUGCACCAAAGAGCCCAUUAUGUGGUGGGCAGAUAAAAACAUAGCUUGCACAGAAUGACACAUAUGUUCAUUGUGCUCUCUAGAUGUGGAAGUCUGGAAAUUGCCUUGUUUCGAUGUUGAAAUCCCCACACCCUACAUGAAGUUGUGGCAUGAGAGGUAUUGUGAGUACAGACGUGAGAUGAGUGAGGCUAUGAACUUAGACGACGAAUUAAAGAACGAUGCCGCAAAUGCAGUGUCCAAGAGAUAUAAACAGUUGUUAUAUGGAGCUGCGGCGGUUGAAGAAAGUCCAAGGAACAGUGAGGAUAUAUACAAUGAGGCCCUCACGAUUUAUAACAUAACUUAUGAUUAUGCAAAGAGGAAUCGAGAUGUCAAGAAAUGCGGCUUUGCUUGGAAAGUUGCAGGUUCGGCGCUCUUUAAGCUUCAUGUCAUCAAGCAGAGUGAAAAAACAGAAAAUCCCAUAGUUUGUUAGCCAUCAAUUUUACGUGAGGUGUUGAAUUAGAAGACUAUAC
Molecule: messenger RNA, 528 nt
Organism: Camellia sinensis
Lineage: Eukaryota; Viridiplantae; Streptophyta; Magnoliopsida; Ericales; Theaceae
Source: RefSeq, a predicted model, not a curated record